Nerophis lumbriciformis (worm pipefish) is the source of this 1921-nucleotide messenger RNA. Lineage: Eukaryota; Metazoa; Chordata; Actinopteri; Syngnathiformes; Syngnathidae. The record is from RefSeq and is a predicted model, not a curated record.
AUGACAAAGGGUCGUGCUCUGAGAAAGCAGAAGACAAAGGACCUGAGCAGCUGGUUCCUCACACGGGACAAGAGGGCAACACAGAACAGGGCAGAUCAGGAAGCCUCGGAGGCAGCUUGGCUUCCGUGCAAACUCCUGCUUGACUUCAUGCGCUGCAGAGCAGAAAACAAAUCCAGUGUGUUGAUGCUUGCAGGCUGUAAAACGGAAUGGGACAACGUUGGAUGCUGGAGGACAGCCGACGUGGGUCAGGUGGCCAACGUGUCGUGCUCUGACGUCUUCCAGCAUUUCUCCAGCAGCCAAGGGUUUGUUUACAGGAACUGCACUGCAGACGGCUGGUCAGACAUGUAUCCGCCCUACGAGGAGGUCUGUGUUUUCAGUGACGACGGCGAGCCGGAAUCGGAGACCAAAUAUCUCUACACCUUCAGACAAGUCUACACUGUCGGCUACGCCACCUCGCUCAUCUCCCUCAUCACGGCCGUUGUGGUGUUCACAGCAUUCAGAAAGUUCCGCUGCACCAGGAACUACAUCCACAUCAACUUGUUCUCCUCCUUCAUCCUGAGAGCCAGCGCUGUUUUCAUCAAAGACACCGUGCUGUUUGCUGACCAGACGCUGGACCACUGCUCCAUGUCCACCACGGCGUGCAAGUCCGCUGUGGCCUUCUUCCAGUUUAGCAUCCUGGCCAAUUACUUCUGGCUGCUGGUGGAGGGCAUGUAUCUGCAGACCCUCCUGGCUCUGACCUUCGUCUCCCAGAGGAAAUACUUCUGGUGGUACAUCCUGAUUGGAUGGGGGCUCCCGUCUGCCAUUCUCAUACUUUGGAUCCUGACCAGAUUCUUCUUUGACAACAGAGGCUGCUGGGAUGACACGGACAAUGUUGGCAUCUGGUGGAUCAUCAAAGGGCCAAUCACUGCUUCACUGCUGGUCAACAUCGUCAUCUUCGUCAACGUGAUCCGCAUUCUGGUCCAGAAGCUCAGAUCUUCAACCAUGUCUGGCAACAACGACACUGGACAUUUUGUAAGGCUGGCUAAAUCCACGCUCUUCCUCAUCCCUUUGUUUGGAAUGCACUACACGGUUUUCGCCUUCCUGCCUGAAACCACGGGAGUGGCAGCAAGACUCUACAUCGAGCUGGGCCUAGGAUCCUUUCAGGGUUUUGUGGUGGCUCUGCUUUACUGCUUCAUGAAUGGAGAGGUCCAAACAGAGCUGCGGAGAUGGCUGUGGAAGUGUCACAACCAGAGCCAUCGCACCCCCGCCAAGCGAAGCAUGGCUCAGAUCACGGUUCGAUGCCACGGGGGCCUGCGGAGGCCUCCUUCCACUGGCAACGUGUCGUCGGUAUGAGGCCAAUGUUCUUUACCAACACUGAAUGGACAAUAUUGAACAGCUGCUACAAGGAAAGCCACAGGAGUGUAUAUCGCAUGUAUUGGACAUGACUGCUGGAAGGUGGCGCUGUGGAGUCGAGUAUUAUUUAUCACAGCGGUGUCUCAUUCCCAUUUUGACCCCGCGAGAUGACAGUAUAAUCCAAUAAACAACCUUCCCUUGCAGGGGGUUUGCACUGGAUCUCCAGGGGUAUGUCAGGUAGCAAUUUGUUGCCAUCUUGCGAGUAUUCCAAGAAGUUCAGGUCAGUGACCAUGAUGUGUACUAUCUUCACAUCUACACAUUUCCUAGUCAUGGUGCAGGAAAACAACAAAAAAGAACCAACACAAAAAGUCAACACACAAGGUCACACAUAAUACAACCCGCUCACUGAACUUUGUGGAUAUUACAUGAAAAAUGAUCCAUUAUCAUAAAAAAAAAAAAAAAAAAAGGUAAUUGCACCCAUUUAAAUCCAUUGCAAAGCAUGAUGGGAAAAUGCAGAACAUUCUCUCCACACUUAUCCAUGUUAGACUUCUAGCUGCGGGCAGCACGGUGGGACAGGGGUUAGUGCCUU